GGCUGUCCUGUCGCUGGGAACGGAAGCGGGCCCCCGGGACGCAGAGGAAGCCAGGAUGGCGACUUCCAGCCGGAAGGCGCAGACCCCGAGCUCCUUGGCCUCUAAAAGGCCUCUCCCGAGAGACUCUUCCUCAGAGGUCCCCAACAAGAGGAUGAACUGGAACCCGCAACCGUCGCUGCCGCACUCGGCGGCGCCUUUCGUGGAGGGCUCUAUCGUCCGCAUCGCCAUGGAGAACUUCCUAACAUAUGAUAUAUGUGAGGUGUCUCCGGGACCCCACCUGAAUAUGAUUAUUGGCGCUAAUGGAACAGGAAAGUCAAGCAUUGUAUGUGCCAUUUGCCUUGGACUAGCAGGCAAACCUGCUUUCAUGGGACGGGCAGAUAAGGUUGGUUUUUUUGUGAAGAGAGGAUGUUCCAGAGGCAUGGUUGAAAUUGAAUUGUUCAGGGCAUCUGGCAAUCUUGUAAUCACCCGUGAGAUUGAUGUGACAAAAAACCAGUCCUUUUGGUUCAUCAACAAAAAACCUGCAACCCAGAAAAUAGUAGAAGAACAAGUUGCAGCCUUAAACAUUCAAGUUGGUAAUCUUUGCCAGUUUCUACCUCAGGACAAAGUUGGGGAAUUUGCUAAACUCAGCAAAAUUGAACUUCUUGAAGCUACUGAGAAGUCAAUUGGUCCUCCAGAGAUGCACAGGUAUCAUUGUGAGCUCAAAAACUUCAGGGAGAAAGAAAAGCAACUAGAGACCUCAUGCAAAGAGAAAACUGAAUACUUAGAAAAAAUGAUUCAGAGAAAUGAAAGAUACAAACAAGAUGUGGAGAGGUUCUAUGAACGGAAGCGGCAUUUAGAUUUAAUUGAGAUGCUUGAGGCAAAAAGACCAUGGGUGGAAUAUGAAAAUGUUCGUCAGGAGUAUGAAGCUGUGAAACUAAUCCGUGACCGAGUGAAGGAAGAGGUUAAAAAACUUAAAGACGAGCAAAUUCCCAUGACAAAUCGAAUUGAGGAAAUUGAAAGGCUGCGUCAUAAUUUUGAGGCUCGAAUCAAAGAAAAGGCAGCAGAUAUUAAGGAGACAUCUCACAAAUGCAAACAAAAGCAAGAUAUGAUAGAAAGGAAAGAUAAAUAUAUUGAGGAACUUCAGCAGGCUUUAACAGUGAAACAAAAUGAAGAGCAUGACCGACAAAGGAGAAUAAGCAAUACUCGCAAAAUGAUUGAAGAUUUGCAAAAUGAACUGAGGAACACAGAAAACUGUGAGAAUCUGCAGCCUCAGAUUGAUGCCAUUACAAAUGAUCUGAGGCGAGUUCAAGAUGAAAAAGCAUCAUGUGAAGGCGAGAUCAUUGAUAAACGCAGAGAGAGGGAGACACUAGAAAAGGAGAAACAGAGUGUGGAUGAUCAUAUUGUACGUUUUGACAAUCUUAUGAAUCAAAAGGAAGACAAGCUGAGACAGAGGUACCGGGACACAUACGAUGCUGUUUUGUGGCUACGAAAGAACAGAGACAAAUUUAAGCAAAGAGUCUGUGAGCCCAUAAUGCUCACGAUUAAUAUGAAAGAUAAUAAAAAUGCCAAGUAUGUUGAAAAUCAUAUUUCAUCAAAUGAUUUGAGAGCAUUUGUAUUUGAAAGUCAAGAAGAUAUGGAAAUUUUUCUCAAAGAGGUUCGUGACAAUAAGAAGUUAAAAGUAAAUGCUGUCAUUGCGCCCAAGAAUUCAUACGCAGACAAAGCACCUUCAAGAUCUCUGAAUGAGCUAAAACAGUAUGGAUUUUUCUCUUACUUGCGGGAGUUAUUUGAUGCUCCUGAUCCUGUGAUGAGUUACCUGUGCUGCCAGUAUCAUAUUCAUGAGGUUCCUGUGGGAACGGAAAGAACCAGAGAAAAAAUUGAACGGGUAAUACAAGAAACCCGAUUAAAACAAAUUUAUACGGCAGAAGAAAAGUAUGUGUUGAAAACUUCUUUUUAUUCAAACAAAGUUAUUUCUAGUAACACGUCCCUGAAAGUAGCCCAGUUUCUCACAGUCACUGUUGAUCUCGAGCAGAGAAGACACUUGGAAGACCAGCUAAAGGAAAUUAAUAGAAAAUUACAAAUAGUGGAAGCCGGAUUGAUUGCCUUACGUGAUACAAAUAGACAUCUAGAACACAAAGACAAUGAACUUAGACAAAAGAAGAAAGAACUUCUUGAAAGAAAAACCAAGAAAAGACAACUGGAACAAAAAAUUAGUUCCAAGCUUGGAAGUAUAAAAUUGAUGGAACAAGAUACGUGUAAUCUGGAAGAGGAAGAACGGAAAGCAAACAAUAAAAUCAAAGAAACAAAUGUUCAGAAAGCAAAACUUGUUACUGAAUUAACAAGUCUUGUAAAGAUUUGUACUUCUUUGCAUAUGCAAAAAGUAGAUUUAAUUCUUCAAAACACUACUGUGAUCUCUGAGAAGAACAAACUAGAUACAGAUUAUAUGGCCAUAUCUUCUCAGCUGCGUGUCACUGAGCAACAUUUCCUGGAGUUGGAUGAAAAUAGACAAAGAUUGUUACAGAAAUGCAAAGAACUUAUGAAGAGAGCUAGGCAAGUAUGUAACCUGAGUGCAGAGCAGGCUGUUCCACAAGAAUAUCACACACAAGUACCCACCAUUCCAAAUGGACACAACUCCUCACCCCCCAUGGCUUUCCAGGACCUUCCAAAUACACUGGAUGAAAUUGAUGCCCUAUUAACUGAGGAAAGAUCAAGAGCGUCCUGCUUCACUGGAUUGAAUCCUUCGGUGGUUGAGGAAUAUACAAAAAGAGAAACAGAAAUACAGCAGUUAACUGAGGAACUGAAGGGAAAGAAAGUUGAACUGGAUGAAUACAGGGAAAACAUUUCCCAGGUCAAAGAAAGGUGGCUCAACCCCUUAAAAGAGCUAGUAGAAAAAAUUAAUGAAAAAUUCAGCCAUUUUUUUAGUUCCAUGCAAUGUGCUGGUGAAGUUGAUCUGCAUACGGAAAAUGAGGAAGAUUAUGAUAAGUAUGGGAUUCGAAUUCGAGUCAAAUUCCGCAGCAGUACUCAGCUUCAUGAAUUGACUCCUCAUCAUCAGAGUGGAGGUGAAAGAAGCGUCUCUACCAUGUUGUACUUGAUGGCACUUCAGGAGCUCAAUAGAUGUCCAUUCAGAGUAGUUGAUGAAAUCAAUCAGGGUAUGGACCCAAUCAAUGAACGGAGAGUGUUUGAAAUGGUUGUAAACACUGCCUGUAAAGAGAACACAUCACAGUACUUCUUUAUUACACCAAAGCUCCUACAGAAUCUUCCAUACUCCGAAAAGAUGACAGUAUUGUUUGUCUACAAUGGUCCUCAUAUGCUGGAACCAAACCGGUGGAAUUUAAAGGCUUUCCAAAGGCGGCGGCGCCGUAUUACCUUCACUCAACCUUCUCAGUGAAAAUGAAGGGGGUGGGAAGACUUUGGAGCUUUUUCCUUUUAACUGUUUAUACAUAUGGCUCAACUGAAUAAAAGUUAGCAAAUUUAUUGAAACAGAAAGAUUGGUUAUUUUUGAAAACUUGCUUUUAAAUACAAAUAGGUUGAUGAAAUGAACACACUGACACUUUGGAACAUUUCCUAGGUAGUAAAAGUUGCUUCAGCAUUGGUUGAACUGGAGUUAUUAGUACUCUGUGAGUACUAGAUUCUCAUGGUUAAAGGUUUUUACUGUCUCUUGUGAUGGCGUCUCUAAUCCAGCCCUUGAGAGGUAGAAACAGAAAGAACAUGAGUUUGAGGCCAACCAGGGCUGCAUAUUAAAUCCCAGGCCAGUUUAAAUUACAGAUUGAGAUCCCAUCUUAGAAAGCAAAAAGUUUUAAUGAUUUCUGUUGUAAAUCAGAGGUACAAUGGAAGGGGAGUUAUCAAUCACAAUGAAUUAACUUCACCUGGUAGCAUUUAUUGCAGAAUAAUAGCUUGUAGAACUAAAGAUGACUCCAGAACUAGAAAUCCCAGUUUUCUUCUAACUUAGGUUUAGUUUUUAAAAACUUAUGGGAAUGUCUAGUGUAAUGUACAGUAAGUUGUGGCCCAUCUCUUCAGUUCUUCAUGUUAAGAAAGAAUACCUUAGGGCUGGGGAGAUUGCUCAGUGGUUAAGGUGCUUGCUUAAAAAAGGUUACCUGAUCUUCAUAGGAGACUUGGAUUGUUACAGACCUUUAUAGGAAGUUUUAUGAAAGCUGAUUCUCUAUAUUGGUAUUCCAGAGGAUUGUGAAAACACACACACACACACACACACAGCUUCAAAAAUGGCAGCAGGACUUUGAAAGGCCACAAGGUGGCCACUAUAAGAUGCAGAAUGUAGUCAAAGCAUUGGUAAAUUAAAAAAAAUCAGGUGAUAAGCGUUUUUAAAGAAGAGCCUUGUAAAGUAUGUGGGUUGAGGUGGGGGUUCUUGUCUUGUUUAAUUUAAAGUCAGUUGUAUUUUACAUCUCAAAUUUCUAAAAGCAUUUGUAUAAUUAUUUUUAGUAAGAUUUUUCCUAGGAUUUCAUAUAUAGGUUUCUACAAAUUUGUAUUUGAAAUUUCUCAGUGCAGUAUAAAGUGAGGGGAAAGCAUUGAUUUGUUUCAAGUCAUGUUUUUAGAACUUACAGGUCCUUCCUUACAGUGUUGAUCAAACCCAUUAUCUCAUUUAAAUUGUUUUCUUCCAACUGGGGACAAAUAAAUGAGAAAAUCAUUGUUUCUCUCUGAGUUAUGCUAAUUAACAGCAUCAAAUAGAUUUAAAGAAUAACUUAUUUAAAGAAUAAUUUAAAAUAUAAAUCUUGCAAGAAACUGGACAUGUCUUUCAAUGGUGGAUUGGAACAGAUUUCCGUUGGUAGUAACAAAACUUCUUUUUUUUAACUUACUAGACUGAAUCAACUGAAGACUUCUAUUCAGUUUGUUUUAUGAUUAGCCACUGAAGUUUAUAUUCUUAAUGGUUUAAAAAAUAAAAAAGACCAUGAGUUUAUGUCCUUUUAAAAUAAGUUUCAUUAUUAAAAAUUAUGAGACCCCUCCCUCUUAAGCUAAAUCUAAUGCAUGAAGUAUGAGAUUAUUUAAAAUAAUACUUUUACUAGGAUCAACAAGUCAUGUAAAUAUUUAAAAUGCAGUAACAUAUUAGUGAGUGGAUAUUACAAACAUUUCUGUCAUUCCUUUGUUCUUCCUGUGACAUCUAGUGCUUGGAACAGUUUGUUUUUUCUGUUACUACCAAUCAGUUUAUUCUGCAAAACAAAUGCCAGUGUGAGAAAGAAAAUAAAGCAUCUUUGAAAAUCUGGUCACUAAUUCCAUUUCUAUUUAUAUGCCAAUAGUUAUUCCUUACCUUGUUCAUAAGCAUUUAGUGAACCAAGUUAAUGGUUUUUUUUAUAUUGAACUUUCAGCUAAAAAGGGUAAAUAGAUUAUGUAUCAUUUUUAUCAUAUUAAGGAAGGAUAAGUCAAGCAUAGUAUAUUAUAUUUUCUGCCAAUGAUUUCUAAUUUCAUUCAAAAAGUAAAAAUUUUAAGUAAAAGCAUGAUUUGAUAAAUAAAAUGAUAUUUAAAACCAUAAGGUUAUAGAUAUCUUCAUGACUAAAUCUUUGUUGGUGUGCAUAAGGAGAGUCUCUGUUAUAAAGGGUUUUUUUUUUUAAUAUUACUUUCAAAGUAAGAAGAGUUCUGGAUGCUUUUUGAUUGUCGUGGACAUACUUAUUUUCAGUAUGAACCUUUAGUAUGUGAAAAACAUUUCAUUGUAUUAUGUGUGUAUAUGUGUAAUUGAUUUGAAAAGGCUGUUUGAAAUGCUGCUUUGUUGGUAAUAAAUACAUAUUUUCAUA
Jaculus jaculus (lesser Egyptian jerboa) is the source of this 5717-nucleotide messenger RNA. It is a transcript of the gene Smc5, whose product is annotated as structural maintenance of chromosomes 5. Gene Ontology annotation, biological process: double-strand break repair via homologous recombination. The transcript is spliced from 25 exons. NCBI's taxonomy places the organism in Eukaryota, Metazoa, Chordata, Mammalia, Rodentia, Dipodidae. The coding region runs from base 56 to 3364 and encodes 1102 amino acids. Gene Ontology annotation, molecular function: ATP binding; ATP hydrolysis activity. The record is from RefSeq and is a predicted model, not a curated record. Gene Ontology annotation, cellular component: Smc5-Smc6 complex.